Molecule: messenger RNA, 3175 nt
Organism: Saimiri boliviensis boliviensis (Bolivian squirrel monkey)
Lineage: Eukaryota; Metazoa; Chordata; Mammalia; Primates; Cebidae
Gene: EDARADD
Product: EDAR associated via death domain
Biological process (GO): signal transduction
Molecular function (GO): protein binding
Source: RefSeq, a predicted model, not a curated record
ACCCGGCCAGGGGAACGUGGGCACCAGGCAGGGAGCGCGCUCCGGGCGCUGGGGACGCCGGGGACACCCGGGGCCCCUCCUUGCCUCCCAGCCCCGGGUCACCGCACUCCGGCUCCCGCCCCGCGCCUCUGGAGGGAGGUACCGAGGGACGCCGGGCGAAGGGGCUUUGCUAAUUGCCAAAGCAGGAAGUGAGCUCGUGGAAGAAGCCGAGCAGAAGAAGAAGGAGGGAGGAGGAGAAGGCGGAGGAAGGCCGGGGCGCGCGGGGCCGCGGCACUUUGCUCCUGGAGCGUAGAAGCCGCAGGACUGUCCAUCCCCGUGGUCCCACUGUCCUCCCGCGCCCCGGAGGCCGGCCAGCCCCGCUCGGACGCUCUUCUGCCCCUAACCCGCCCCCAUGGCUUCACCGGAGGACCCUCUGCGCGCAGAUCAUAUGGCAAAGGAACCAGUGGAAGACACAGAUCCCAGCACUUUAUCCUUUAACAUGUCAGACAAAUAUCCCAUUCAAGAUACGGAACUCCCUAAAGCUGAAGAAUGUGAUGCAAUUAGUUUGAACUGCCCACCAAAUUCAGAUAUGCAAAACCAGGGAGAAGAAAAUGGCUUUCCAGAUAGCACUGCAGAUCCCCUUCCAGAGAUCAGCAAGGACAGCUCCUGCAAAGAAAACUGUACUUGCUCCUCCUGCCUGCUCCGGGCCCCCACCAUCAGUGACUUGCUCAAUGAUCAGGACCUAUUAGAUGUGAUCAGGAUAAAGCUGGAUCCAUGUCACCCAACGGUGAAAAACUGGAGGAAUUUUGCAAGCAAGUGGGGCAUGCCCUAUGAUGAAUUGUGCUUCCUGGAGCAGAGGCCACAGAGCCCCACCUUGGAGUUCUUGCUCCGGAACAGUCAGAGGACGGUGGGCCAGCUGAUGGAGCUCUGCAGGCUCUAUCACAGGGCCGACGUGGAGAAGGUUCUGCGCAGGUGGGUGGAGGAGGAGUGGCCCAAGCGGGACCGUGGAGACCAUUCCAGGCACUUCUAGAGCGCUUCUGCUUCCUUCCUUGGCCUCUUUGGACGUUGAAACAACCACGAGUCAAGAAGGAAUGUGAAUCAGUUCUUUUGUAAGAGUUUAGGAUAAGGACGUGGAACAGUGGACGCUGGUUUUCCCCGAAGUUGGCGGUUUUGCGGAGGGGCAGCUUGUUUUGGUGGCGGAUCUCUGUUUAUUUUUGCACAUCUAUUUUAAUUUAAUAUUUGAAUCUGGAAUUAGGAAAAGAUAUUUUCGAGUCUCCUGUAAGGGCCAAAGUCCUAUAAUCGGAAUGGAUUCAUGCCAUGAUGAAAAUAAAAUGAUCCUCUGCCUGAAAUACGGCUAAAGAUUUAAAUAGGUCCUGAGACUGUUGAGAGCCCCAGACAUAGACACAUUUCAUGUAACAUCCCUCCUGAUCAGUGCCAUUCCACAGUUUUGAAGAAAACAGCAAUGAACGCUCACCAUGGUGUCUGCAACACCCUCUGCUUCUCUCCUAGGCGAUGAGACCCAGAAGCUAGAAAUUCACCAUGUCUAUUUUCAAGAUCCAUGCCAGGGAGAUCUUUGACUGUCGUGGGAAUCCCACUAUUGAGGGUGAUCUCUUCACCGCAAAAGGUCUCUUCAGAGCUGCUGUGCCCAGUGGUGCUUCAGCUGGUAUCUAUGAGGCCCUAGAGCUCUGGGACAAUGCUAGGACUCGCUAUAUGGGGAAGGGUGUCUCAAAGGCUGUUGAGUACAUCCAUAAAACUAUUGCACCUGCCCUGGUUAGCAAGAAACUGAACGUCACAGAACAAGAGAAGAUUGACAAACUGAUGUUCGAGAUGGAUGGAACAGAAAAUAAAUCUAAGCUUGGUGUGAAUGCCAUUGUGGGGGUGUCGCUCGCCGUCUGCAAAGCUGGUGCUAUUGAGAAGGGGGUUCCCCUGUACCACCACAUCGCCAGCUUGGGCGGCACUUCCGAAGUCAUCGUGCCAGUCCUGGCAUUCAGUGUCAUCAAUGGCGGUUCUGUGCUGGCAACAAGCUGGCCAUACAGGAGUUCAUGAUCCUCCCAGUGGGUGCCGCAAACUUCAGGGAAGCCAUGCACACUAGAGUGGAGGUUACCACAACCUGAAGAACGCCAUCAAGGAGAAACAUAGGAAAGACAGCAAUGUGGGGGCUGAAGGCAGGUUUGCUCCCAACAUCCUGAAGAAUAAAGAAGGCCCGAAGCUGCUGAAGCCUGAGAUUGGGAAAACUGGCUACGCUGCCAAGGUGGUCAUCAGCCUGGACAGAGUGGCCUCCAAGUUCUUCAGGUCUGGGAAGUAUGACCUGGACUUCAAGUCUCCCAAUGACCCCAGCAGGUACAUCUCAUCCGACCAGCUGGCUGACCCGUAGAAGUCCUUCAUCAAGGACUACCCAGUGGUGUCUGUUGAAGAUCCCUUUAACCAGGAUGACUGGGGAGCUUGGCAGAAGUUCGCAGCCAGUGCAGGAAUCCAGGUAGUGAGGGACGAUUUCACAGCGACCAACCCAAAGAGGAUUGCCAAGGCCAUGAAUGACGAGUCGUGCCACUGCCUCCUGCUCAAAGUGAACUAGAUUGGCUCCAUGACCGAGUCCCCUCAGGUGGAAGCUGGCCCAGGCUAAUGGGGGGUGUCAUGGUGUCUCACUGUUCUGGGGAGACUGAAGAUACCUUCAUCGUGGACCUGGUGGUGGGGCUGUGCACUGGGCAGAUCAAGGCUGGUGCUCCUUGCCAAUCUGAGCGCUUGGCCAAGUACAACCUGCUCCUCGGAACCGAAGAGGAGCUGGGUGGCGAGGCUGUUUGCCGGCAGGAACUUCAGAAACCCCCUGGCCAAGUAAGCUGUGGGGAGGCCAGCCCUUCAGUCACCUGUUAGCUAAUUAGACCCCUCCCCUCGUGUCAGCUUGGGCAGCUUGAGGCCCCCGACCAACACUGGCAGAGGUCCCUGCUAGUUAGCUCCCCUCCCCCACCGCCAUGGAGUUCGCACCGCUUCCUUAGAACGUCACAGAAGCCAAGCUCCCUGGAGCCCUGUCGGCAGCCCUAGCUUUGCAGUCGUGUAACUGGCCCAAAUCAUUGUUUUUCUCGCCUCACUUCCCACCAAGUGUCUGGAGACAUGUGAGCCUCCAGGGUCAUCUCCAGGGUGGCCACAGGCAAGAUCCCCAGUGAUUUUGUGCUCAAAAUAAAAAAGCCUCAGUGACCCAUGA